Molecule: messenger RNA, 426 nt
Organism: Halteromyces radiatus
Lineage: Eukaryota; Fungi; Mucoromycota; Mucoromycetes; Mucorales; Cunninghamellaceae
Product: 50S ribosomal protein L36e
Exons: 3
Coding region: 4-312 (102 amino acids)
Biological process (GO): cytoplasmic translation
Cellular component (GO): ribosome; cytosolic large ribosomal subunit
Molecular function (GO): structural constituent of ribosome
Source: RefSeq, a predicted model, not a curated record
CAAAUGGCUCCUCAACAGAAGUCCGGUAUCGCCGUUGGUCUCAACAAGGGCCACAUCACCACUCGUCGUGAAUUGAAGCAAAAGCCUUCCAACCGCAAGGGCGCUGCCUCCAAGCGUGCUACUUUUGUUCGCAACAUUGUCCGUGAAGUUGCCGGUUUCGCUCCUUACGAACGUCGUGUCAUGGAAUUGAUCAAGAACUCCAAGGAUAAGCGUGCCAAGAAGCUCACCAAGAAGAGACUCGGUACCUUCCUCCGCUCCAAGAAGAAGAUCGAUGAAUUGACCAACGUUAUUGCUUUGUCCCGCCGAUCUUAAGCGAUAUGCUGUCAUCCUUAAUUUUCUUUUUUAGUGGUGUCAUCAUUGACCUUAUCUGUUUGUCUGGUUCUUAGUUUAAUACUAUAUGUGAAUAAAAGAAUUUUAUACACUUUA